This is a messenger RNA of Hypanus sabinus (Atlantic stingray), 7284 nucleotides long. It is a transcript of the gene tasora, whose product is annotated as transcription activation suppressor a. The record is from RefSeq and is a predicted model, not a curated record. The transcript is spliced from 22 exons. Gene Ontology annotation, molecular function: chromatin binding. Gene Ontology annotation, biological process: protein localization to heterochromatin; negative regulation of gene expression, epigenetic. The coding region runs from base 110 to 4789 and encodes 1559 amino acids. Lineage: Eukaryota; Metazoa; Chordata; Chondrichthyes; Myliobatiformes; Dasyatidae. Gene Ontology annotation, cellular component: heterochromatin; nucleoplasm.
AGGAGAGGCAUUGGGAGCAUGGCGCAGGGACUUUGAGGAACUGGGCCGCGCUCCUUGCAGACACCCAACUGCGUCCUCGCCUUGUUGUUUUUUUAUAUAUAUAAAGAGAAUGGCUUUUCACAGCGAAACCCAGGAGAAACGAGUUCCGUUUCUGAAAGAAGGCGUUCGGGAGAGGCGCCCGAGUAGUGAGAACGGGGCUGGAGCUGCGGCUGCCGGCAGGGCGAAGUCAUCAUUUCCCUUCCGAAACGCGUCGAAAUCCAAACAACAAAAUGGCGAACAAGUCAACGGGCCGCUGGCAGGAAGCGCCCUCGGGCUGCUCCGAGCCGAUACGGCUGCGGCUCCGAACCAAGUCGCUGCAGAAAGCGAGGAACGCGGAGCCACAGCCGUUCAGAAAACCACCGAAGAUCUUGCUCGGAAGAGUUUUCAGAUUCCUAAGAAGAACAAAGAAAAGAAAGAACGCUGUCAACUAGUACCGGUGGGCUCCAGAGAAUUUAAACAAGACAUUUUGAAAGUUCUCAAUUCUUCUUGCCUGGAGUCAUCAUCAAGUGCUAACUUUACCUACAUGAAAGCUAGAUUGGUUCAUAAUGAAAGACUAGAGAGAGAGUAUGCAGAGAAAAGGAAAGAAAUGAGAAACGAGGGCCGAACUGAAAAGGAGUUGGCAGAGUCUUAUGCAUUCUUGUUGACUGAACCGUCGAAAGUUGCCACUAUUUGUGAGAAAGGAUUGUCUGUGGGAAGUUCCAAAGUAACUAUUCUUGGAAAUCCUGCAAUGGGUAUCUAUCUUUCAAAAUACUGUGAUGUACUUCAGCCCAAUCCAAUGGAUAAUGGAAGGAAGGCAGAGAUAAUAAUUUUCAAAAUCAUAAAGGGAAGGGUAAAAGCCGUCUUGGAUAACACCACCAAAAACUUCACCCCUCCCACACCGAAGCAUGAUUGUCAUGUUUUUAGAAACCUUGACCGGGUCCUUUCCCUGUUCACUUACAAAGCAUUUGAUCUUACCCAGUUUUAUCUUUAUGAAUUUGGAAAUGAAGGCAUAAGGCAAUACCCAAGACAUGUUUGCCCCUAUGCUGUCGUAUCUUUCAUUUACAAGGAAAAUAAAGUCCCCAGCAUCGCCAAGCCAGUCACACUGAGCUCAGAAAAGAAUUGUUCAGAAAAGUCUUACUACACAAUCUGGAAAGGACAACUUAUGAACAAAGGGAGGCUUCUGUGCUUCGGUUCUUUACAGUCAGCUACCCAACCGUUUCAGCCAUUCAAAUUGCCUGAGAAACUUGACAUCAAUAUGAUUAUGAGUGUUGAUUGCUUGAAAAAUAAAAUUCCAGUGACCGUAUUCCAAAAAGCAACUUUCUCUGGGAUUCGAGAAGUACUGAAGAAUGGAAUGUAUUAUAGCUUAUAUGACCUUGUGGAACAAAGCAAAACGGGAAGGAAUUUGGAGGCUCUGCUUAAUAAACUGGAAGAGGAUAAACUAGUUUUUAUAAAACCCUUGGAUGAUCGUGGAUUUCUGAUUUUAUUUUCUCCCUCAGAGAUGGCGGAUAAUGGACCUCAAAACUUGAAGCCCAAGUGUCUUCAAGCACUAUUUUUAUUUCCAGAGUCGCGAAUGAGUGGUGUCGGAAGCAUUAAGGGAAAUACUAAGUGUAUUCCAACUGUACACAAUGACCCAGAGGCAGUACCCCAGCUGUCAAAGAUUAUACCUGCAAUACAUUUUGCUCUGGAUAAAAUUCGGAAAGAGCUGCCCUGUAGCUUACAGAAAGCAACCAUAGAUGCAGCAUUUAAAAAUAAUAUAACUGAUUACCUGACAAAUUCACUGCAAAAGGGGGCUUUUGCUGAAAAUGGGAAAGUUCCUCAAUUUACUAUUCCUGCUUAUGAGGAGAAACGAUUCCCUUCGUUCCAACAGAAGAGAUCAAAUUUAUCAAGAAUCUUGCGUUCUUAUAUUUUUUUCCCUCAUCGUUAUCAGUUUGAUGUUUUUAAAGCUGUGGAGAUGUUAAACCAAUAUCCUAAUCCUAAUACGGAAAUGCUUGAUCCUCCUGUGUGUGCUGAAGAGGAGCAGAAAUUUGAUCCUGUACCAGAGAUUAUUGCUCAGGAACUGGGGAACCCUCAAGUGAAAAACAUUGCAGUGGACAGUAAUGUCCUUUUGCCCACUGAUAAUAUAGCUGAUCAUGAUCCAGAUAAAAUCCGAGAGCUUAUUGACUUGAUUUAUAGCAGGAAAAGGCUUGGUCCAGGGGAGCCUGCUGCAAUGAAUAUUGAAAAGCUUGCACACUGUAUAUCUGACAAAGAUGAUCUUGGACUGAAAAGAAAGUUGGAAUUUGUUUCUGAGGGGAGCCACAAGCAAAUGAAAAUUACUGAAGGGUCAUUGGAAGAGGAUGCAUCCAGGUUAUCUGAUCCAGUGCCUGAAGUGACAAAUGGACUUGGUUUUAGUGAUACUUCCUUAAGACAGCAUGAUCAAACCACAGUAUUGGCUCCAGAUACUCAGAAACUUGUUGGCUUGCUGCUUGAAGUAUUUAAAUCUCCCACUUGUCCAAAUCCUGGAACAGACUUUCAAUUAAACCAGGAAAAAGGGAUGCCUGUCUGCCCAAACAGUGAUGACCUUCAACAAAGCAUUGUGGAUUAUGAUUGGGACCAGAGUAAUGUUUCAAUUAAUGAGGAAACAAAACUGAAUCAGCAAAACAUUGAUGCUUAUACACAACAGAAUGAACCAACGAAAGAAGAACACUCAAAAGAAGAAAUUGUAUCUGGACUUGAACAAGAAAGUCCUGGAUUAGUUGACAGUGGCUCUGUUUUACCAAAUAAUGAUGAUAAUUUCAGAAUAAAAGCAAAUGAUCAUCCUUCUAUGGAACAUUCAUUGCAAUUAGGUUUAAAGGAAGAGUACCCAGAGGAGCAGAUCAUAGGAAGUAUAAGCAGUCCUGAUGGAUGUAGUCCUUGUACAAAUGCCUCACAUGACCAGCUAUUCAGCAAGAAGGUGAUCUCUGAUUGUACCAUUGAUAGUGAAAUCAAUUGGAAACUUAUUCCCAUAACAGAUAUGAAAUCGCGGAUUGAACAACUGUUCUACUUACCACCAGAGGAUUCAUGCCCUGAUGAUCCACGGGUUAUAAAUCGGAAGUCAAAUAUUAAUCAUUAUCAGUCGCCUUCAAAUUCUGAAACUGGAGCAGGGAGAGUUUUAAAGGAAUGUUCAAAAGAUUUCCAUCACCCUGUUGCAGUUUACGGGACCAAUGGCUGUCCUUUUGAUCUAACAGAUGAUUCAGCUUCAGGAAUUGAAAAUACUAUUAAAUUGGAGUACAACAAGUUCUCAGACAAAAUGAUGCAAAUACUUAAGAAGGAAAAAGUUAAAUAUGGCCCUGACAACGAAAGACUGAUUUUUUCUGCACAGAAGGCUUCAAUGCUUUCUAAAUAUUCAAAUCUUCAAACACAACAUAUCCCUGUCCAAAAUUACAUAAAUCAAUUACGCAAAAGAAUGAACUCAAUCAUUUCUGACUCAUGUCCUGAUAUGUCGCACACAAACUUCCACCUUUAUCCAUCAGCUUCUCCAGAACUAACUCAAAGAAAACAAAAAAAAAUUGAAGGCUGUAGUGAAAUUUUACAGCCAUACACAGACUCACAGCUAAAAGGCUUUGUGUGCUUGAAAGAAGAUUCCAGCCAGUGCUCCAAAUCAGGUUAUGUAGAACCAAUUCCUUGUCAAAACACUAGAGAUCUUGGAAGGGGUCGAGAAAGUGAUGCCUCAUUUGCUGAAAAUAUUGUGCAAUCACAACAAAAGUCUGCACUAAGUAGUUUUACCUAUAGCUCAGUAACUGAUUCAAAUUGCACAACUACAUUGAGAGAGGAUUCAAGUUUGACUUUGGAUCAAACACUGAGCUUCAGGGACCAGCAGGGAUCAGCAUGUCUGCUGCAGGAAUCCAGUGGAAUUGGAGGACCUGAAGCACAACCAUGUCUGACCAACUUAAUUCAAAGAUUAAACCCAGAAGUCUUUUGCAGCUUGGUUGAAAUUAUUAAGGAUGUUCACAAGAACACGGUGAAGUUUUACAUUUAUGAGGUGGAGAAGACUAAUGUGUGUGCAGAAAUUAAGGGAUAUUUAACCGGAUUAGGUAAUAAAGAGUGUCAUCCAGAGGAGUUUUUAAAAAGAAAAGCUGGUUCUGUGGAUAAGUUGCUAAUUAUAAUUCAGAAUGAAGACAUUGCAUCUCACAUACACAAGGUUCCAUUAUUGACCUCAUUAAAGAAGUUAUCCUGUGUCAGUUUUGCUGGAGUGGAUAGUUUGGAUGAUGUACAGAAUCGCACGUAUAAUGAACUGUUUGUGUCUGGUGGCUUUGUGGUGUCGGAUGAAACUGUCUUGAAUCCUGAAUGUAUUUCAGUAGCAAAACUCAAGAUAUUCCUGGACUUCCUUAACAGUUUGAGCACAACUGAAAGCAAAUGGAUCUGGAAAGUCCACUGUAAAAUACACAAGAAGUUAAAGGAAAUGACAAGGACCAAUACAGCUGCCUUCAAUAUUUUAUCCCUUCUGAAUAAAUAUCAGAAACUUAACUUAGUAGAAGUUCUGUCCUAUCAUGAUUGUGACUCCAGAUCACGAACCACAAUUGAUUUAGACUGUUUAAUCAAACUACAAGCUCAGACCAUACAACGCAGACAUGUUGUUUUUCUGACUGAAAAAUUAAUGGAGCCCCUUUCCAAUUACUUAGAGUGUGGAGUGGUCGUGGCUUGUAUUGAUGACUUUGUGAAAAACUUCAAUAGCCUUAUUGGCUAUCAUAGUUCAAGUAUGGAAGAUAAACAGCUACUAAGAUUAGGACCUCAAGAUAGCUUGCAAAGCAAGUAAAAUGUACUGGAAAGCUAGCUUGAUUUUUUAGUUAAUUCUGCAGGUAAAUGUUGAAAGAAGACCCACAAGUUUUGUAUUUGGACUUGUAUUCCAAUCAACAUAACUUAUCUGUAUAUAAUUGACUUGUUUGUUGAAAGAAAAGUAAAGAAAAACAGACAUGAUGCAUUCAAAGAUUUAUGUUGGUUCUGGAAUUAAGCACAUAAGAUUUGUGUCUUCACCUGAGUGCAAUAAUGAGAAAAAUCUGAAUAUUGUGAAUAGAAUUUUGAAUGUCUGGAGAAUGCUUUUUUUAAAUAAGAAAAAGGUAUUAUGUUUGUCAUACUUAGAAUCUGAUGUUUAUUUCUAAUCAUCCAUAAAACAUCCAUAGGUAAAACAAGACUUAUCCUGUAUAAAACACAGGGAAGUUUUUAAAAAGAUGGCAUAAUUUAUUUUAAUUCAUGGAUAUUGUAAAUUUCUUGUAUAAAGUGUAUAUUAUUUUUUUUGGAAGAUUGAGGAAUUCCAAGGGAAUUAAGCUGGUAAAGCUUAAAUUUUAAAAAGUGGAAUAUCUUUUGCUGUUUUAAGAGCAUAACGUAAAUCAAGAAUACUUUUUGUUUAAAUAGUACAUUUCUUACUAAUGGAAAUUGCCUUGGAGUUGAGCCUGAUUGGGCAAUGGAGCUAAUAAAUGAAAAUGAUUCUGAAACAGUCUCAAGAUUGAUAAUACCAGUUCAUGAUCUGUGGCUUUUACUUUGGCAGCUUAGAAUAAGUAAACCCUGGUAAACCUAUGAAAGUCCAUGGGGGUGCGAGUCUGGGGAGAGUUCGUGUUGUUUGGUUAUUGUAUUAUGGUGUACUUAGACUGUGUGCUAAUGUAAGAUUGAACUGUGGAAAUGGUACAUUAUCAUAAAAGUAUAAAUUCUAGUGACUGGCUCAGUUAAGUUUUUAAUUUUUAUUAAAAAAAAGUCAAGGAAUGUUCAGGUUUUUAAGAUAUUAAUGAAAAAAUUACCAUCUUUAAAUUUACUUAAUUAUUUGACAAAAAUAUUUUUGUUAGUAAUUUCUAAUGGCCAUGUCCAUUUUCUUCCAACUCCAUGGAGUUGGCAGAAGUGGAAAAUGCUGAUGCAGAAAACUUCUGAGCAAAUGAAGGAAGCAAUGAAGAAGUGGAUAUGUCAUUAGAUUCUGAAGAUAGUUUACCACAGACGGGAAUCUGUAUUGACAAAUCUGAGGCUCUGAAUGUUGCUUAUUCUUCACAAAAUGAAGUAGAAAAGAUUAAAGGAAAAUGGAGUCACUCAUUUGAGUCCAUACGGCAAGCAUCAAAGGAUGCAACUUUAAAACUGAUUGAAACCUGUAUUUCUACAACCUCUUUGCAAAUGGCAAAGAUUCAGGAGGAAGAACAGGAUUUGCAUACACCAGUAAUUCCUCCUUACAUUCACAAAUGGAAUUGAACUGCAGUUUUCUAGCAAGUGGAAUUAAGCCAUUAUAUAUUUCAUCUCUGAAUCAGAAUUACAAAGACAGUUAUUUUUUACCUGGAUAUGAUCAAAAUUUGGCUUGUAAUAACAGCUGGGAAAAUUCCUGGCAUUCAGUGUACCAAGCCUGUCUUACCAGCAAUGAUGGCGAAAGAAACAUGAGCAGUAUCACUGAAUUUAGCAUUUUUGGUGGAGUUUUCCAUUAUUCAGUUUGAAUGCAUCCAGUAAUGUCACCACUGUAUUUGUUCCUUAUCCUUUGCUUGAUCCUGAUAGGAUUUUAUUCCAAAGGACAACUAAACAGACAGGCAUAUGAAUUAGUGACUUGGUUUGAAUAUUAAACUGUUGAGUUUGAUAUAUUUUCUUUUACAGUAACCAUGAUUCUUCCUCGAAGCUCGGUGCUUAAAAAUGACCAUUUAAGUCUAAAUUUCCACAAAAUAAAGUGUUUUUUUUUGUCUUGGAACCACAUGUCUGCAUUUAUUUUUGUAAACAAAGUCAAUCAUUUUCUGGUGUAUGGUAUUUUUAAGAAUUAUGGUCCUGCAAUCAGAAUUGUAAAGAGCUGGAUAUUCCUCUCAGCUGCUCAGUUGUAACUUACGGCCACUUUAUACUUUUUUUUAAAAGAAACUGAACAAAUAUCCUAAUUCAAACUGUACUGUAAGCACUUCUUAAACUUUAUAGCAUGUUACACUGAUGUUUAAUCAGUUUGUGAAUAAACUAAGUAUAAUGGUUAUUGGCUAUGUUAUCCAUUUUAUGGUGUUGGUCUGUUCUGUAUGUAAAAAGUGUAGAUUGAGCUAUUUGAUGAAAGGAUAUUUUUAAUUUUACAGAAAAAUGACAUACUUUUGACUUGUAGCUAAUCUUUUGAUACACUUAAUUUAUUUUGUACAAAUAUUUCAAACCAUUGUUUUUUUAAAAAAAAAUUAUGUGGUUUUCUCUCUGGCUAUAAGUGUUUUAUUUAAUGUCCUUGCAUCAGUACACUGGUUGUUAACUCGACAUUCAUUUACCUCAAUGUAUAAAGUCUAUUUUACCACUUGCUCAAUCUAGCAUUAAAUAAGACACUUGCAUACA